Messenger RNA from Manduca sexta (tobacco hornworm), 1351 nucleotides. RefSeq lists its product as uncharacterized. The record is from RefSeq and is a predicted model, not a curated record. The transcript is spliced from 2 exons. Lineage: Eukaryota; Metazoa; Arthropoda; Insecta; Lepidoptera; Sphingidae. The coding region runs from base 347 to 1171 and encodes 274 amino acids.
UCUUUUAUCAAAUAUCCUGAAACAAAACCCAUAUAACUCCCCGCUUGAUCCUGGUUAAAAGAAGAAAAGCAAGUGAGAGCAAAAAACAGAAAAUACCUUUUUCUAUUUUCUUGUUGAUACACCAAUAUUGGUGAUGUUGGCCGAAUAGAUACAGUCGAAUAUUAUUAUGUGGUUGGUUGUCAAAUGCCACAUAGCGAACAUUGAUUUGUGGAAUGGGGCCAACACCUAUACAUUUAUAAACAAACAUUGGCCGAGAGUGCAUUUUUUGAUUGGCGAAUGAUCGCAUUUGGUAUUGGUUUCGUGACUUGGUACAAGGUUUUUAAAUAUAUUUAUUUUGUGAGAUUAAAUGUCGUGGAACAAUGACGUCGUAUUGGAAUUUUUGGAACUGUACAGACGCGAACAACACUUAUGGGACCCGAAACAUCCUUUGCACAGAAAUAGAAGUGAAAAUAACGAUGCAUGGCUACGAAUACAGUCGGCUUUGUCUGUCAACUUUUCUGUAGUAGAUCUUAAGAAAAAGAAAGAAUCGCUCAUGACAUCAUUUAGAAUGCAUUUACAUAAAAAGAAGAAAUCUCACGAUGGUUAUUGUACAACUUGGUUCGCUUAUCCUCUAAUGGAGAGUUUUCUUGGCGGGAAAUAUGAAUGCGACAGCACCAACCAAUUGGAACAAGAGUUUUACAAUGCCGGUGGGUAUACACCACAAAAUAGCAAUUUAUUAGAGCACAAUACAACCAAAAUUAUUGGCGUACUCGACAGAAAACAAAGCAAAAAUAUUUCGUCGAAUGUUUCCAAGGGGAAAAAAGGCGGAAAUAGCUCCGAGUACAUUUAUCCAAAAAAACAAAUGGAUAGUACAGUCAAUUAUUUACAAUGCCCGACUGGGGAAAAGCGGGAAACGGACGAAUAUGAACUCUACGGACAAUUGUUAGCGAAGAAGUUGAAAAAAUUAGAUGAACACCAACGAGACAUCGCGAUGCACGAAAUUGACAAUAUAAUGUUUCGCGCCAAAAUGCAGAGCGGUCCCACGCCGUCUCGAAGUUACUCGUCGUCGCCGUCACCGGUACCUAGAAAACUGAAAUCUCCCAUUUUUAUUAUAGCGCAGCAAAAUAAUCAACAGUACGAAGACGAGAACACGUCGUACCAAGACCACUUGCAGACGGAACCGCCGUCAUAGCAUAGUAUAGUACCUCUUUAGGUACGUGUACUGAACUUUAUAAACAUGUUAUGCCUUGAAUUUAUCUACCAGUGUGUACGAAUGGUAGAUUUUGUUAUAUCAAAAUGGUGCUUAUUAUAUUUUGUGCAAUAAAGUUAAUUGAUACGCCAUUGAUGGCGGUAUUUUGGUUACGUAAAUCUA